UAUUUCUCUCCAUCUGGGAAGCCAUCUGGGAAGAAAGGAAGAGAAUACAGACCCAUCGCCGCCGCCGCCGCCGCCGCCGGCGGCUGCCGGAGUGUCCGCCGCUCUCGCUGCCGCCUCUCCACUCUCGCCACCUCGCCGUCGCAGAGAGAGAGAGAGAGAGAGAGAGAGAGAGAGAGAGAGAGAGUUUUCUUCUUCUUCUUCAAUCUGUCCACUCUGCACAUCGGGAUGUCCAACCAACAACUUCUACACAUAAGUGAUGUACAGUUAUGUGGAAACUAUAAAAAUUUCCCAAACGGAUUGAGAUGGUUGUGUUGGCCUCAUUUCCCUUUACAAAUGAUCCCUAGCAAUUUCCCGUUGGACAGGGUGGUUGCUCUGGAGAUGCCUCAUACUUGCUUGAAAAAGAUGUUGAACGGAACCAAGUGCCUCGUAUUACUGAAAAUUCUUGAUCUAAGUCAUUCCUAUAACCUUUUGGAGGCACCUGAUUUCUCAUUGCUGCCUAAUCUGGUGAGGCAUAUACUUGAACAUUGUACAAGGUUGGUUAAGGUUAAUGAAUCAAUUGGAGACCUAGAAAGAUUUGUUAUCUUGAACUUGAGGAAUUGUCAAAACCUGAAGAAGCUUCCAAAAACUGUUUCUAAGCUAAAAUCUCUUGCAAUACUUGACAUUUCUGGUUGCUUAAAUCUUGAAAAUUUCCCCUCAGAGCUUGAGAAUAUGGAUUCUCUGAAAGUGCUUUGUGCAGAUGGAACUGCAUUAAAUCAAUUUUUCUCUACCACUCUGGAGGUUGAAGCUUGGCAUUUGUCUAUAUGGCCUUGGCCUUUGAAUUUAAGACGGUCUCCAGAAAUUUCAUGCGUUUCUUUUUCAGUCUUUGGUACACUUAAGUCUUGCAAAUUGCAAUUUGUCUGAUGACAGUUUCCCUUGGGAAUUUGGCAACCUAUCAUUGUUGCAGGUGUUAAAUUUGAGCAAUAAUCCAAUUUGUGGCCUCCUCAAUUUCAUCAGGGAUCUUGCUGGUCUCCAGGUUCUGUUGUUAGAAGAUUGCCCGAAGCUUCAGUUGCUUAAUGGACUGUAGCAAAAUAUAAAAAGACUGGGGACCUCAGGAAGUAAAUUCUUGGAAAAAAAAUAAGCUUUGAAUCACUAGACUACCGUCCAAAGGGGUUAACUUUUGGUAAUUGUAUCGGUCUAGUUGAGAUUGCAGGCACAUUCAAUUUACAACCCCUUAAAAGUGUUGAUGCAGAGCUGAUUAUCAAUCUGGGCUUAUGCAAGUUUGGAACCUUUGAUAAACUACAUGUAGAUCUUAGUUCACACUUUUUUUCCAAGAAAAAAUGGGAUGUUGCCUCCCCAGGCAAACAAUAUUCCUGAGGUUCAAUCUUAAGAAGAUAGGAUCCUCAAUAUCUUUUACGAUGCCUUCUGAAUGCUAAUUUCUGAAUUCAAGGCUUGUCCAUGUGUUCGGUUUAUGCACUUUCCAACUCUUCCCAAGUUCCAUAUUAUUGGUCAGGUCGCCCGUGCUUUCACACAAUUAUCAGUAACACAACCAAGCAUUUGAAAUGGACCUUUUGUCCAAGAUUAUAUGGCAUCCCAGUAGCUGAUGAGGAUUUCUUGUGGUUAAGUUAUUGGAAUUUUGUGAUCUAUUGGAAGGUGGCGACGAGAUGAAUGUUUCAAUUGUUACAUGUCAACUUUUUCAAGUGAACGUGGUUGGUGUCCACCUUAUGUAAAAAGGAAGCACGGGAAAAGAGGAGUACCCAGUCUACCAGUACUCUAGAAGUUGCCCAACUAGCCUCCAUCCCUAUGCGAGGAUUCUGCAAUCUUCACAAAAAUAUAAGUUACCCAGUUGUGUUGCACGAAUAUUUAGCCAUUAAAUGAAUUUUCCUUUUAAAAAAAUGUUUUUUUUAGCAUCAAGCUACUAAUCAUUUCCUUUUACAUUACUGGGAAGGCCUAUCAGUCAGUCAAAAUGCCAUAAGAGGCCUGAAAGAAAUUUAUAGUUUGUUGGAAAAGAGACCCGUUUGGUGAGUGUUGUAUUCUUUAGGCUUCAUGUAGUUAUUGAGACGAUAUGUUUGUUAUUGAGUUGUUUUGGAAGCCCAUCUAUACAAUGGCUAACUAUUUAGAGUUUGUGUAAAAAGUGGUCCAGUUGUUCAGUUACUACCACGUUUGUAACCAUAUUUUUGAUAUAGUGAAAUAUCUCUGCCUCCCUGUGGCUGUGGGAUGUAGGUUUGAGUUUGGACCGAACCACAAAA
Molecule: messenger RNA, 2225 nt
Organism: Diospyros lotus (date-plum)
Lineage: Eukaryota; Viridiplantae; Streptophyta; Magnoliopsida; Ericales; Ebenaceae
Product: disease resistance protein RUN1-like
Exons: 4
Coding region: 226-900 (224 amino acids)
Biological process (GO): defense response
Source: RefSeq, a predicted model, not a curated record